AAAGAAGUCCAAAUAAAGGAGUACAAAAACAGGAGGAUAAGAGAUCUAAUGAUGAUAAGCAUGAAAUUCCAAAUAAAAGGGUAGAAAGUUGUUAUAGCAAUGGUAAUAAGAAUAAGAAGGUACAUAAAAAAGAUACAUCUAAUUAUCGCAAAAUAACAGAUGACCCAGAAGAUCUGAUAAGGGAUGUCCAGAGCUUAUUCGAUGUUAAAUGUGGCUGUGAAAGUAGAAUCGAUAUUAGAAAAGAUGAAUGCAAGGCAAAUAAUAAUGAUACACCAGUAUAUACUUCUUCUA
Racocetra persica is the source of this 291-nucleotide messenger RNA. The record is from the annotation of a GenBank genome assembly. NCBI's taxonomy places the organism in Eukaryota, Fungi, Glomeromycota, Glomeromycetes, Diversisporales, Gigasporaceae.